UAAUAUGAGGCCUUUUAUGCAUGGUUUUUACUGUUUUCCCUCUGUCCCUAAGCCAGACUUUGUAUCUUCAACCUCGCUUAAUUCUAAAUUAAAUAUUUAAAUAAUGUAGAUUUCAAGUACAAAUGAUAAAAUACCAUUUAUUUCAAUUCUACAUAUUAUAUAUUGUGAUACAUAUUCACAUUUUCCUAUAUUUUUCAUAAAUAGAACCCUUGUCCCUUGGGGUCACUGUCAUUUCCACCACACUGUACAAAAUAGAAUCCUGGGAUCAGUGUUUUAGGUUUGUAUAUUUAGUAACCAUAGCAACAGAAACUCCACAGUGGAACACAUGGCUGGAUGAAAUGGUGUCCUCUACAGGGGGUAAUGAAAAUAAGAAAAAUCAAGGUAAAUAUGAGUAAAACUGAGAGUAUGUUUAUUGGUCGUCAUUUCCAAACAGCUCAUAUUUCACAUGGACGUAAAAAUAACUGGAUACAUUUAAUUUAAUAAUGUGUAAUUUGUGUAUAUGCUAACUCUAAAACUAAUAUUAGCAGGCUAACAUAGCAUGAGAUUUUAGAGGGAAAGUGGGGAAAUGUCAUUUCCACCACAGUCAUUUCCACCACGGUGUUCAUUGUGGUGGUAAAGACAGGUUGUGGUGGAAAUGACAUUGUUCGUGCUAAACAGCAAAUUAUUUGGGCUAUAAUACUGAUACUAAAUUCAAAAACAGUUUUAACAAUAUUACAAUAUUGUUGGUAAAUAAGAGAACAAUAGAUAAGUAGGUUUGACAUGAUGUCUUGGCUCUUUCUUUAAGAUGGCAAGCAAUACCACAGCACAGAGGUCAAGAUCAUACAGAGAAAGAAUAAAAUCAGAUCCACUUAAAUAUGCAGAGUCCCUCAAGAAGGACAGAGAAAGAUACCUGAAGAAAAAGCAACAAGGUGUUGUUAAAUCUGUGACAGAAAUGCCGAAAAGAGAACAACGAAAAAUGAGAAGACAGUGGCGAAUUUCUCAACGAAACAGACGUAGGAAAUGGAAAAUGGUCUCAGCAGUGAAUAGUUUCAUGGCACAUACAACACCACCACCAUCACCAGACAACAUGAGUGUUAAUGCAGAAGACAUCCCUGAAACACCUCAGCUGUGUGAGCCUACACCAGAGAGAACUCCACAGAGGAAAAGAGGGAGAAAAAAGGUUGCGAAGGCAAAAGCAAAGGUGUACAGAGAUCUUAAUGACAUUAAACAAAAGCUUGAGGAUGCCCUCAGAAAAGUUGAAAAAUACAAAAAAAUAAGUAAUCGACUGAAGAAGAACCUGGGGAUCCUAGAGUCACCUAAAAUGAAAACAAAGCAACAGAUGCAGCAAGAAAGCAAGCAAUUAAAGAAGACACUCCUAUUCCAUAACACCAUUAUGUCAGAAAUAAGAAAAAAGUAUCAGAAUGUUGACAAUCGUAAAGCUCGGCAACUGAUCUCCAAACUUGUGGCUGGCAAGAUCUUUAAAAAAUACCGCCUGGUCACCAUGGCCAAGAAGGAGUUUGGAUUCUCUACAAAACUAAUCAGGACAAACAUGACAAGGGCCGACAAACUCAAAUACACCCGCAAAACACAACGAAACAGAGUCAGCCAAGAAGUGAAGGAAAAGAUAACAAAGUUUUUAGAACGCGACGAUAACAGUAGGGCCACUACUGGAAAGAAAGAGACAAUUACAAAGAUGAAAAAUAAAAUGCAAAAGCACUUCCUGGUGGAUUCUAUGCAGACACUGCACCUGAAGUUUAGACACGAGAAUCCCGAAGUCAGACUCUCCUAUGCAGAGUUUUGCAAAAAGCGACCCUUUUGGAUUGUUAAACCAACGAUCAAAGACAGAGACACAUGUCUGUGUAAGCUACACUCAAACAUACAGUUCAUGGCAAACAAACUGUUCUUUCACAAAGUCAUUAAAACGUCCAAAGUCACCGAUCUCAUGUAUUCAGUUACAUGCAAAAAUGUGACAAAAGAAUGCAUGUACAGGGAGUGUCUGGAUUGUAAAGACCAUGAACUCCAAACCUCUGCCUUCGAUGCUGGGGAGCAAACCUGGUGGUUUGAAUGGAGAAGCUCUGUGGAGGACAGAGAAAAAAAGAAAAAAGACGGCUCCAAAGAAAUGAUUAAAGUUCACCACACAACGAAGGAAAAAGUAUAUGGGACUUUGAAGACACUUUUGGAUGACUUUUCUGACCAACUGAAAAAAAAGAUGGGAAAGCACAUUCACAGCAUAAAACACCAAUAUCUGUCUUUGAGAGCACUAAAAGAAAAGAUUGACGAAGACAGUAUUGUUCUACAAAUUGACUUCGCAGAAAAUUACAUGUGCACAUUUUCCAAUGAAAUCCAAGCGGUCCAUUUUGGCGAUUCCCACCAGCAGGUAAGCCUCCAUACUGGUGUGGCUCACACGAAGAAUGGUGUUGUGUCUGUUUGCACCAUUAGUUCCUCAAUGCGCCAUGACCCAUCUGCAAUCUGGGCUCACCUCAAAAAAGUGCUUCCCUACCUCAAACAACAAAACACAGCUGCAACCACCCUGCAUGUCAUAAGUGAUGGCCCAACCACUCAGUAUAGGUCAAAAAAUAACUUUUUUUUCCUGAGCAAAGUACCAUAUGAGCUAGGAUUCAAAAAGGUGACCUGGAAUUUUCUGGAGGCCGGACAUGGGAAGGGCCCAGCUGAUGGAAUUGGUGCGGCUGUUAAGCGCCAAGCAGACUCGCUUGUGGCCAAGGGCAUUGACCUUCCAACUGGAAAAGUAUUGUAUGAACAACUGCUUAACCAGCCAUCAACUGUCAAGUUAAUGUACAUCACUGAGGGGGAAAUUGAAGAGAUGGAUAGUCUCCUUCCUGAUGACCUGCUGACCAUCAAAGGAACCAUGCAGAUACAUCAGAUUGUCUCUACAAGACCGGAGGAGAUUUCUUGGCGAGUUCUCAGCUGCUUUUGUGCAGAUCCCCAUCCUUGCCAGUGUUUUGGUCUCAAAAAAGUCAACAUACUGGGAGCACAGAACAUGGAGACUGCAUUGGGAUCACCAAGUUCAAGCACACUUACCAGCACAUCUCAACCCAUCAUAGACCUGCAUGAGGGACUGAUUGGAAGUUGGUGUGUGGUACGGUAUGAUGGGGAUCCUUACCCUGGCAUUAUACAGGAUGUGGACCCUGAGGGUUGUGCUCUGGUGAGAACCAUGAGUCAUAUUGGCAAAAACAAGUUAUUCUGGCCUAUGAGAGACGAUGUUAUUUGGUACCGGCCAGAAGAUGUGAUCAGGCUGGUCCCAGAGCCUCAACCAGUAACAAAGAGGCAUGUGAUGGUGGAGCCAACAGUUUGGAAAGAAAUAUGCUCUGUUCUUGACCAUGAAACAUAACUGAACCUCUGGCCCAUAUGCAAGUUUGACAGAUACAGUAUUUAGCAAAUACAAUGUCUAUUUAGUCAGAUUCAACUUGUUAUUCCACAUGAUUACGUUUGACAGUACAUGGAUUUACGAUAUAACACACAGGACAGUAAUGUUUAAGUACAGAGUGUUUGCUCUGGUUCAGCAUAGGCAUAUAAGUUUUCAAUUUCAAAAUAUAUUGCCUAUUUUAUCUGUUAUUCAACUGGUUAUAUUAAGGUUAUGUUAAGGUAAUGAUGACAUAAAGGGUUUGCUCUAGUUUGUACUAGUUUGCUCUAGUUCAGCAUGUAGAAAACAGUGAAGAAAUGAUUUGCUGAUUUUUAACACAAAUUCAUGUUUUUUCAUUUUUUGGAUUGUUUUUAAUUAAAAAAUAUUGGUGAUAUGUUUUUGUUCACAAAUGCUGUUGCUUAUUGAUUUGCUCUGGUUCACCACAUAGAGCAGUAGAAAAAUUGUUUUUAAUUGGAAGUUGCCUAUCUGUCAUUUCCGCCACACACUGUCUCUUCCGCCACGCCAUGUCAUUUCCACCACAACACAUAUUUUAAAGUAAAACAUAUAAAAAACAUACAAUCAAACCAACUAUAUUCAGUGGUGUUGAUAAUUGUGCAGUUAGGGCUAAGAUUUGUGUAUACACUUUGAGAAAUAUAUGAUUUUGAGCUAUGAUAAGAAAAUGAAAUGUUCCAUUGACCUAGUUUUAGGUGUUUUUUAGUGUAAACAUUGUAAAAUCUUUACAGUUACAUUUCUGAAAAAAAUAAUAAAUUACAAAUUUGAACAGA
Messenger RNA from Coregonus clupeaformis (lake whitefish), 4125 nucleotides. RefSeq lists its product as uncharacterized. The record is from RefSeq and is a predicted model, not a curated record. The coding region runs from base 785 to 3328 and encodes 847 amino acids. Lineage: Eukaryota; Metazoa; Chordata; Actinopteri; Salmoniformes; Salmonidae. The transcript has 2 exons.